This is a messenger RNA of Panicum virgatum (switchgrass), 2101 nucleotides long. Its product is annotated as squamosa promoter-binding-like protein 7. The transcript is spliced from 3 exons. Gene Ontology annotation, molecular function: DNA binding. The record is from RefSeq and is a predicted model, not a curated record. Gene Ontology annotation, cellular component: nucleus. The coding region runs from base 116 to 1297 and encodes 393 amino acids. NCBI's taxonomy places the organism in Eukaryota, Viridiplantae, Streptophyta, Magnoliopsida, Poales, Poaceae.
CCUACUGCCUGUACUUGCAGCAGCAGCCGCCGCCGAAGCUAUUCCGAUCCACAUUGCCUCGCGCCACCGUCAUAGCCGGCGGGAAGCGGGUGGGUGUCGUGACGACGACGUAGCCAUGGAAGGAAGCGGCGGCGGAAGCGGCAGCGGGGGCAGGAGCGCGAGCGCGGCGCCGCCCUGGGAUCUCGGCAUGCACUGGGCGCCCGCCGGCUCGUCGCCACCCUACCCGCAGCAGCCCUUCGUGGCGCGCCCGGGAGGCGGUGCCGCCAGUCACCACCACCGCCACCAGCAGCAGCAGGAGCUGACCUGCCUUAAGCUGGGGAAGCGGCCAUGCUGCUGGGCCGGGGCGGUGGGCACCCCGGCGGCGCAGGCCGGUGCUGCCCUGCCGCCGCAGGUCCACGGCAACGGCGCCGCCGCCGGUGGCGCGAGCGGGACGGCGGCUGAGGGCAGGAGGAAGGAGAAGGCGGGCGCGGCCACGGCGGCGGCGGGCGCGCCGCGGUGCCAGGUGGAGGGGUGCCACGCGGAGCUGGCGGGCGCCAAGGACUACCACCGGCGGCACAAGGUGUGCGCGGUGCACUCCAAGGCGCCCCGCGUCGUCGUGCUCGGCGCCGAGCAGCGCUUCUGCCAGCAGUGCAGCCGGUUCCACGCGGUGUCGGAGUUCGACGACGCGAAGCGGAGCUGCCGGCGGCGGCUGGCCGGGCACAACGAGCGGCGGCGGAAGAGCAACGCCAGCGAGGCCAUGGCCAGGGGCGCCGCGCACCCACACGCAAUGGCGCCGUUCGGCCACGGGUUCCUGCCGCCGUGCGGCCUCCCGGCGGCGUCCCCGGCUGGUGCUCUCUCUCUUCUGUCCUCAGCCAGAGGCGCGGGCGCCCCCUGGCUGGGCCCGGCGCCCUACAUCUCCGCCCGCUCCAGCGCCGCGCUCGACGAGCUCAUCGCCGAGAACCGCGCCGCGCUCCUCGCGUGGCACUUCUCGGACCGCUUGGCGCCCGGCCGGCAUCGUCUCGCCCCUCCUUCGUCCGCGGCGCACCACCCCCACAACGGCGCCGGCGCUGGCGGCGGCGGCCGGUACUACCACGCGGCGCCGGCCAGCGCGGGGCACACGACGCUGGACCUCAUGCAGACGGCUGCGGCGGCGGCCACCACCGCGGCUCCCGCCGGCGCGCCGCCGUUCCGGCCCGUGCCGGAGCGGGCCGGGGCGGCCGCGAGGCCUCCCAGGACCAAGGACAACGGCGGCGCGGCCGGGUGCAGCUCGGACGACGCGUGGGCGCCCGCGGGUGGAGGUGGAGCCCGCGCGCUGUGAUAUGCGGGCACGCUCUCGCGGGCGCGCGCGGCUUGGGCCUUUGCCCUUUGGCGGUCGCGUCCGUGCCAUCAACUCGAGGUGAUUGCGUCUCGUCGUGUGGCGGCAGGUGGUGCGGUCGGUGUGCUCGGCUCCAGUCAUGUUCCCCGAGGGGCUGGGGCGUGCAAUCCUGUGUACUCGAGCUUUGUGCAUGGUGCUAGCUAGUGUAGGUUUUGUGGUGGAAAUUUGGCAAUGGCGUCUCGAUCACUGGCUAUCUGAAGAACUGAAUUUUACAACAGCCUUUUCUUCGUUUUCUGCUAAUCACCAGUUCACCAGGAGCUACGAAAUGAUGGUGCGGCACCUUGGGUCUCCUUGUGCUAGGGACUCAGGGAGGGGAAACAAGAGAUGAAUGGUUUUGACUGGGAGAACCAAGAUCUUACACGGUACGCUGACCUGGACGCGUAGCCACCGAUAAGGAUUCAGGAGUCGCUCACAUGACUCUUAUCGCGCCGUGCCAUGGCAGAGAAGAACGGAGGGCGUAGAGCACGAACAGAGGGAUCGGACUCCAUGGUGAGCCGUGCCUGGGCUCCUUGUUCCCCAAAGCCAAAGGACGUUCAACCCAACGUACUUCAGCUAGUGGUAAUGGCGUUUGCGUUUCAUUCCUAUUUCGUAGGCGCUAUGAAGAACAUAAUGUAUUACUGCUAUUUGGUAGUAGUGAAGUCAGUUGGUCAUGCCAGUUGUUGUGCCGAAUUGAAACUGGAUGGAGCAAUGUGCUCUCCCCUGGGCGAAACUUGCAAACUUAAUAACUGACGCCGCUAUUUUUCUCUA